AUGGCGCUGUGGGCAAAGGCCAGGGUGUGGAUGGCAGGGCCCUGGCUGUCCCUGCACAGGGCACGCCCACUGGGCACCAGAGCCUCUGCAGCCCCCAAGGCGGUGCUGCCCUUCGAAGCCAUGCCCCAGUGUCCUGGCAACAAGUGGAUGCGGAUGCUGCAGAUCUGGAAGGAGCAGGGCUCUGAGAACAUGCACUUGGACAUGCAUCAGACCUUCCAGGAGCUGGGGCCCAUUUUCAGGUACGACGUGGGAGGGAGACACAUGGUGUUCGUGAUGCUGCCCGAGGAUGUGGAGAGGCUGCAGCAGGCGGAGAGCCUUCACCCGCAGCGGAUGCUCCUGGAGCCCUGGCUGGCCUACCAACAGGCUUGCGGGCACAAGUGUGGCGUGUUCUUGCUCAACGGGCCCCAGUGGCGUUUGGACAGACUGCGGCUGAACCCAGACGUGCUCUCGCUGCCAGCCCUGCAGAAGUACACACCCUUGGUGGAUGGCAUGGCCAGGGAUUUCUCCCAGACCCUGAAGGCGAGGGUGCUGCAGAAUGCUCGGGGGAGUCUGACCCUGGACAUCGCGCCCAGCGUCUUCCGCUACACCAUCGAAGCCAGCACCUUAGUGCUUUACGGAGAGCGGCUUGGCCUUCUGACCCAGCAACCAAACCCUGACAGCCUGAACUUUAUCCACGCGCUGGAGGCCAUGUUCAAGUCCACCGUGCAGCUCAUGUUUGUGCCCCGGCGCCUGUCACGGUGGACGAGCAGCAGCAUGUGGAGGGAGCAUUUUGAGGCCUGGGACUACAUCUUCCAGUACGCCAACAGAGCCAUCCAGAGAAUCUAUCAGGAGCUGGCCCUUGGCCACCCAUGGCACUACAGCGGCAUCGUGGCAGAGCUGCUGAUGCGAGCAGACAUGACCCUGGAUACCAUCAAGGCCAACACGAUCGACCUCACUGCUGGAAGUGUGGACACGACAGCCUUCCCUUUGCUGAUGACUCUCUUUGAGCUGGCUCGGAACCCGGAGGUGCAGCAGGCCCUGCGCCAGGAGAGCCUGGUGGCUGAGGCCCGGAUCUCAGAAAAUCCCCAGAGGGCCACCACGGAGCUGCCUUUGUUGCAGGCGGCCCUCAAGGAGACCUUGAGGCUCUAUCCCGUGGGUAUCACUUUGGAGCGGCAAGUGAGCUCGGACCUGGUCCUGCAGAACUACCACAUCCCGGCCGGGACGCUGGUGAAGGUCCUACUCUAUUCCCUGGGUUGAAACCCCGCCGUGUUCGCCAGGCCCGAGAGCUAUCACCCCCAAUGCUGGCUGGACCACCGGGGCUCUGGAAGCAGGUUCCCGCACCUGGCCUUUGGCUUUGGAGUUCGCCAGAGAAGCCAGGUGCCACAGUGGGAGACAGCUCGAAUCCUGCAGAAGGUGUCUGACGGCACCACGCAGGGCGAUGCACAGUCUCCGUGGCAGCUCUGCCUGUCCUCAUUCCACUGCAUCACCAAGCACACUCUCGACUUCCGCCAUCCCCACCUGAACACUGGGAGCGUGCAGGCUCGGGUGCCUCAGGGGCAUGUGGUCUGA
This is a messenger RNA of Capra hircus (goat), 1548 nucleotides long. Its product is annotated as cytochrome P450 11B1, mitochondrial-like. Gene Ontology annotation, biological process: aldosterone biosynthetic process; cholesterol metabolic process; glucocorticoid biosynthetic process. Gene Ontology annotation, molecular function: heme binding; corticosterone 18-monooxygenase activity; steroid 11-beta-monooxygenase activity. The transcript has 9 exons. Lineage: Eukaryota; Metazoa; Chordata; Mammalia; Artiodactyla; Bovidae. The record is from RefSeq and is a predicted model, not a curated record. Gene Ontology annotation, cellular component: mitochondrial inner membrane; mitochondrion.